GCCGGCGUCUCGUGUUUUCCAGCUUCUUUGAUCUUGUGUUUCUGUUCUGAAGCAUUAUUUUCCUGAGCUGGGCGAAGGUACAGCUCCGAGGCAAAAAUGCUCACUCAUCUGCAUGGAUGUACAGCCAAGAAAGAUUCCUUUCAAAGACUCUGUCGCAAUGGUGCCAAGCAGAAACUGAUGGGGAUUUCCCAGACGUCUAUGGAUUCCUCUGUGAAAAAAACUAAGAAGAAUAUUUUCUGGGGUAUUGAAGUAGCUGAGACUCUCAACUGGCAAGGAUGGUCCCUAGGAAGGGAAUUCACUAAACACCUAAUAUUAAGAAAUGUAUGUCUGAAACCCCAGAAGCUGAAGUUCAGACCUCCCACUACACGUUUCUUCAUCACCAUUUUCCCACAGCCAAUUAUUCUGACUCCUGGAAUGUCCUUAACUUUGCCAAUUAUUUUCCGCCCUUUGGAAAAGAGGGAAUAUGAAGACAGCAUCCUCUUUGAAAAGCCAGAAGGAGAAUUUUCUGUUGCACUGCUAGCUAAGCUACCACGCCUUGAACUGCUUUUCCCACCUAUUAUCCAGCUUCCUCCCUGUGCUGUCUAUCAUUUUGUGGAAUCCUCCUUUGCUUUGUACAAUAAUGGGGAUCUACUGACAUGCUUUAGCUGGGAGGUGCCCGAACCUUUUUUUUUAAUUCCUUCUCGUGGCAUGUUGGAUCCUGGUGAAGAAUGCACAAUGAAGGUGACUUUUCAACCGGAGAUGGCUUUAGUAUAUGAUGUUUUAGCAACAUGCACCUUUGGAGACCAUCAGGAGCAGAAGACUCUUAAACUGAAAGCUGUUGGUAAAUAUCCCCACCUGCUGGUCAACGUGCCAGAAGACACCAAUGAAGAUAUCAAGCUUAUAAAGUUCCGGGAUGUGCUUUCCUUUGGCUCAGUUGCUGUUGACAGCAUUGUGGAGAAACCAAUGGAGAUACUGAAUGUAUCUAUGGUCGAUGCUCCAUUCAGGAUUGACAGAACGAAGGAGCCGAUGCUUCGUGAUCGUGUCUUUUCCUGCGACAUUACUCAAGCCAUUGUUAAAACUGGUGGCACAUCAGUCAUCCCUGUUAGGUUUAACCCCCACACUGUGGGUGUGAAAAGUGUGGAUUACUUCACCAUUGUGCCUUUGGGAAGUAGCACACAUUCUGUGUUGAAGGUGACAGGAUCAUGCAAAGGCCCUGCGGUAACUGUUCAGCAUCCUUUUGUUUACUUCAAUUGCAUUAAACUUGGUGAAUACUUAAACCAGCCAUUGGACAUCAUUAACAACUCCGACGUUCCAGCUUACUAUCAGUUUGACAUUGAUUGUACACAGAGUGUGUUUUCCAUUGACCGCCCUUAUGGAGUCUUGAAUGGAAUGUCAACCAUCACACUGAAGGUGACUUUCCAGCCUACUCACCCAAUUAUAUGCUACCGGCGUGUGGUUUGCCUUGUGCAUCAUCAGGAUCCAUUGUUCGUAGACUUGAUUGGGACCUGCCACACAGAAACCACAAGCCCCAACCCUCUGAAAGUGAAGGAUCUGAGCAGGUACCGGACACAUAUGGCCAGAGGACUGACCUUUUUCUCACCAGACAUCCUGAGCACCAUGCUGAAGGAAGGCAAGUUGCUGGUAGAUGAAAAUGGAGCUCUUACACUCCCGCCAGAGAUACUGCAGGACAAACCCCCCGAGGAGUACCCCGUCAUUGAACCCAUAGUUGAAUAUUUCCAUGAUGGUGUAUGCAGUGACCUCACUAUCUAUCCUCCUCACGUCAGCCUCAGCAUCAAGGAGUUUGAUUUUGGCUGCUGUGCAAGUCUUCGAGAGAUAGAGCCACUUCCUUUCUCUGUGACCAACCAUACCAAGGGGAAAGUCACCGUUAUAUGGACAAGAAAGCCAGACAGUCCUUUCCAGGUGAUGCCGGAGAGUUGUGACAUCCCGUCUCUAAAGAGUAUGGCUUUCCGCAUCACUUUCCAGCCUCCUCAGGUCAAUACUUUAUACGCAGCAGAACUCGAAGGCUUUGCUUUCUACAAGGUACUGAGACACUACAACAAUGUUGAGGAGCCCAUCACUAUGUGUCCAUCCUGGAGUUUGACCAUCCGCUUGCGUGGACAUACUUUUCAACCUGGGCGACAGCACUUUAUCCCACAGUUCACCUUGGAUUCUCAUAAGGUCUUUCCUCCAGUAUGUCGGAAUGUCACCACAUAUCGCAGCAUGUUAGUCCGCAAUGUGGGCACGACAGCCAUAUGUUUUAACAUUGGCCGAGAAAAGUGUCCUUCUGUCUUGGUCAAGCCCAGCUGUGGAUAUAUUAUUCCAGGAGCCCAUCAGAUCUUUUUCCUUUCAACUUGCCCCACAGAAACAACUAUACAACAGCACACUUUGCUCUUGCAUCUCAAUUUCUGGUCCUCUUUCACACAGGAGAUUUUCCUUCAGAGCAACGCUGAGCCUCUGGCCCUACUCUUGGAAGGGGAUGGCAAUCUGUACUUCAAACCCACCUGUGUGGGAUCCUGCUCUUCACGUACCUUCACCAUCAAAAACUGUACCCGAUUGCCUAUGCUUUUCAGAUGGAAAAUUCAGAAGUCUGACCAAAAGCUUCUGUCUGUCCAACCUGCCGAAGGGACACUACUACCCAAUGAAGCUUUAGCUCAGACAUGGACCUUCACUCCUGCUGAACAGAUCAAAUAUCUCCUGCGGAGCUGGGUGAUAGUUUGGAGAGACCAAGAAAUGCUGGAUGACAAGACUCCCAAGAGUAUUCGCUACGUUCUGCGACUUAUUGGGGAGGGAUCCUUUGGUACCAUAACACAAUAGAUCUUGAUCACUACAAAGGGACAGUUUGUGCUCGGGGAAAGAUCUUCUUGCAAGCAACUCUAAAACCAGCUCACCGGUUGCG
This is a messenger RNA of Crotalus tigris (Tiger rattlesnake), 2875 nucleotides long. RefSeq names its product cilia- and flagella-associated protein 65-like. The record is from RefSeq and is a predicted model, not a curated record. The transcript is spliced from 16 exons. NCBI's taxonomy places the organism in Eukaryota, Metazoa, Chordata, Lepidosauria, Squamata, Viperidae. Bases 97 to 2793 code for a protein of 898 amino acids.